Messenger RNA from Xenopus tropicalis (tropical clawed frog), 1984 nucleotides. RefSeq names its product hyaluronidase 1 (gene hyal1). Gene Ontology annotation, molecular function: hyalurononglucosaminidase activity. NCBI's taxonomy places the organism in Eukaryota, Metazoa, Chordata, Amphibia, Anura, Pipidae. The transcript has 3 exons. Gene Ontology annotation, biological process: carbohydrate metabolic process. Bases 221 to 1537 code for a protein of 438 amino acids. The record is from RefSeq and is a predicted model, not a curated record. Gene Ontology annotation, cellular component: extracellular region; lysosome.
AGCCGUCUGGGUGUAGCAAUACCAUGAGUUUUCCAUUAGUUUAUAUGCUGUUGGUAAUGACAGCAGCAGAAGAAGCUUGUAAGGCGGCUAGCGGGGCUGUGCUUGUUCAGCACAACAGUUCAAACAGUUUCUCUUCCUGCAUUUGCCUGCGACUACAAAGUUGCAGCGACUGUUGCUGUUCCCCGUAGGAGCGCACUGCCCAAGUGGAACCAAUUUGCCAAUGUCCUCCCAGGCACUUUCCCUGGCUGGUUACUAUACUUUCCUGCUGUCAGGGCUCCUGGGUUGGUUGGCUGCUGGUACUGACCCGGUUCUGAAAGGCCGCCCGUUCGCCUCAGUGUGGAAUGCCCCCACAAGCCCCUGCCUGGACAGGUUCGGAGUGACCCUUGACCUGAGCGCUUUUGACAUUGUGCUGAACCAGAACCACACGUUCCAGGGCUCAGAGGUGGUGAUUUUCUACAGCUCCCAGCUGGGAUUCUACCCCUAUUAUGAUGAGAGCCUCUCCCCUGUCAAUGGGGGGCUGCCCCAGAAUAACAGCCUUAGGGACCACCUGGACAAGGCAUUCAUGGACUUGCUGGAAACCAUCUCUCACCCAGGCUUUAAUGGAGUAGCAGUGGUGGACUGGGAGAGCUGGCGGCCGCUGUGGGCUCGCAAUUGGGAUAAGAUGAGGGUGUACCAGCAGAGUUCCCAGGAUCUGGUGAAGGAAUUCUACCCUCACUUGCCCCCCGAUAAAGUGAUAGAGUUGGCCAAGGCUGAGUUCGAGACGGCUGCCCGAAAAUUAAUGCAAUCCACUCUGGAACUGGGGCGAGCGCUGAGGCCCAAGGGGCUCUGGGGAUUUUAUGGGUUCCCAAGCUGCUAUAACUAUGGCUACAAAAAGAAAAACUACGGGCAGAAUUACACAGGCGAAUGCCCCAUAGAGGAAAUACACAGAAAUGACAACCUGACGUGGUUGUGGGAGGCCAGCCAGGCUCUUUACCCUGAUAUCUACCUGGAACAAGCACUCAAGAUGUCAGAACAUGUUGGGCCGUAUGUGAAGCACAGGGUCCUGGAGGGAAUAAGAGUGGCCAAGGACCUUCCUGUUCUGCCCUAUGCACGUAUAGUCUAUACAUACAGCAUGGACUUCCUUACCCAGGAGGAUCUCAUCCAGACAAUAGGACAGAGUGCAGCCCUUGGCGCCGCUGGCAUCAUCUUAUGGGGCAACGCAGACUACAGCAGGAGCGAAGAGUCGUGCCUGGCAGUGAAAUCCUACAUAGAUGAAACUCUGGGUCGCUAUCUGGUGAAUGUGAGCAGCAGCGCCAUGCUGUGCAGUAAAGCAGUGUGUACAGGGAAUGGGCGCUGCGUGAGGAAAGACCCCUCAUCUGAUUCCCACCUGCAUCUGCACCCAGACAGCUUCAGGAUCAAGAGGCACCCCGAGGGCAGGGGGUUUGUGGUAUCUGGGCAGGCCAGCAAGUGGGACAUUUUAUAUUUUGGGGAACACUUUUACUGUCGCUGUUAUCCCGGUUGGGAUGGGGAGGAUUGCACACGGAGGAGAAUAUUGUGACACUGCCAGAACUUCAUGGAGAGGAACUUAAAUGUAUAUCUGAUGCUUAAUGCCUUCUUACAGCCUAGCACAGGGAUAAACUCACUGUCCUGCAGCUGUUGCCCAGCUCCCUAUUACCUGUCUAGCCAUGGGAUGAGCAUGGGCAUGGGCAGGCAUUGGCACUGUAGAACACAGCCAUAUGGGGCAAUAAGCACAAACUUAGAUGUUUGCAUUCAAAACACAGGUCAGGAAAUGGCAUCUUCAGAUUUCAGCCUGAAAAUGCACAUUUGUGGAUUCACAUCCAGAGGUGGCAGAUCUUCCAAGUCUGCCAUUAGUUCUGUAAGAGCCACAGCUGCUUCUGGAAUGUUGCACCCCUAGAACUGUGAGGAGCCACAACUUCCAGCAUUCUGUGGCAACAGCGCUAUAUGUUUAGCACCCUAAAAAUGACAGUUGAUGCCACUGUUGUUU